Pseudophryne corroboree (corroboree frog) is the source of this 697-nucleotide messenger RNA. Its product is annotated as oocyte zinc finger protein XlCOF29-like. The record is from RefSeq and is a predicted model, not a curated record. The coding region runs from base 1 to 453 and encodes 150 amino acids. The transcript has 6 exons. Gene Ontology annotation, biological process: regulation of DNA-templated transcription. NCBI's taxonomy places the organism in Eukaryota, Metazoa, Chordata, Amphibia, Anura, Myobatrachidae.
AUGGACUCAUUCAUGGAGCUGCGGUGUACAGUCUCCGUGACCUCAGGUUUUACACAUCCAGCUGAUGAUGUAGCAAAGGUGGCAGGAGACAGGCAGCAGGAGCAGAGAGCAGCCAUUGCUGUGUCUGGCAGCAGAGGUGUGAAGAAGACCUCUGGUGAGUGUGAGACACCCAGCAGCCAUCCUAUUGUGUCAGGAGGACUGAGCGUGUCCCAGAGCCCCAUCACGGUGCCUCCACCUCACUCACUGAUACAUGAGAGACACAAUGACCAGAAGAUCCUGGAACUCACCAAUAAGAUCAUUCAGCUGCUGACUGGAGAGGAGGAGGAUUAUAUAGAGGAACACAGGGGUCUGUACAAGGACGUGAUGAUGGAGAAUCACCAGCCCCUCACAUCACUGGAUGGGCCCAGUAACAGAGAUACCCCAGAGAGAUGUCCCCGUCCUCUUUAUUCCUAGUAUUGUACAGAGGAGAAUCACAGGAUCCCACAGGAGGAUCAGGAUGAAUGUCUCACUGACAUUAAGAUAGAAGAUACAGAGGGAGAAGAAGAGACGUUUGUGACUGAUAUAAAGGCAGAAGAUAUAGAGGGAGAAGAAGAGACGUAUGUGACUGAUAUAAAGGCAGAAGAUAUAGAGGGAGAAGAAGAGACGUAUGUGAGGGGUGAUCAGCAGUGUAAGGAAGAGGAGAUCCCUAUAGAUAUCA